Molecule: messenger RNA, 998 nt
Organism: Trichobilharzia szidati
Lineage: Eukaryota; Metazoa; Platyhelminthes; Trematoda; Strigeidida; Schistosomatidae
Source: the annotation of a GenBank genome assembly
GAUAUUUGUAUCGAAAGCAGAUAUAGACUGUUAUUUCGUUCCAUAAAAUGUCUAAAAUAACCGAAUUUUCCAUGAUAUUGCUCAGUUUUAAUUUUGGUUUUGGACCACUAUAUUUUAAUAUACCAUGUACUACAGAUGCGAAGUACGUUUAUAGAGAAUGUCGAGCCAAGUGGUCAGAGUGGAUGGUCAAUAAAACUUAUCUUAUUCAUAAUAUUCCCAAUAUACCUGCAAGUGUAACGCAACGUAAUUGUACUUGGUUCAUUGCACCCUGUAUUCGUAACCGACAGUGUCCUUGUGAAAUGUACUAUCCACUGGAGUUGUCCAACGUUCAGUUACCUCGGAAAAGAAACCAUAUAUGCGUUCAGAAGAAAACAUGUGAUGUCUUAAUCUGUUCAUCAGUUGUCCUCAAAGGUAGUACUAUUUCCUCAUCGAAGUUAGUUUUGAAAUCAUACCAUUUUGAAGGGAAACAAAAUAAACGCAAACCUCUAGUCGGAAUAAUUUAUGUGCCACUUGAUUACAAUACUCAAAAAACUUAUGAAAAGAAUAAAGUACAAUCAGAGGAAUCAGGUUUAAUAGAGAGUGAGGAGUACAUGGUCAUGGACGUUUCUAAUAAUUCUAUACACCCGGUACAUGCCAAAAGCAGUUAUCCGUCAGCGAAUAGUCACAAUAUCAGCAACAACACUAACAGAACUGAAAAUGCUUUAACUCUCACUGGGAUUGUGCUACUUCCACUUUUAUUUUUAAUACUGGUUAUAUUUUCUUUGUUUAAAAUUUUACCAAACACUCGAUGUUUCACCAGAACUUACUUACAAAAUUAUCAUCUACCAAAGGAAUAUGAUCUGAGUUGUCAAAGUUAACAGGACAAGGUAUGACUUUUCUUUAAUUGUCUUCAUUUGACUGUAUUAUUUUUAUUCUUGAUGCCCAAAAUAUUUUUGGUACUUUGUAUACUGACAAACAAUUUUCUGACAAAGUCUUCUGUUGUAUUCAUUGGGUGAGGG